CGCCACACACCUAGCUCUCGAGAGGGUCGCGAUGAACCCGGCCCCACACACUGAAGGGGCGUGGGGAGGCGGCGGGGCGGGGACUGUCGCCAUCCCGGGCGGGGCGCGCGGAAUCUGCGGGCCCGGAAGAACAGGCUGCGGCGCGCCGGCCGGAAGCGCUGCCCGCGAGGCGGAAGCAGAGGGUGCCGGCAGGAGAGGUGGGAGCCCGUCUGUCAACCCUGAAGACCCUCAGUCGUGGGGCAGGGCAUGCUUGAGGCGAGGUUUGUCAGGAAAGACUUAACGGUCAAAGGAGCAGGGCCACUGGCGGUGAGAUGCAGAUGCCGGGUCUCACCUUCAGGGACGUUAUUUACUGUGGCGCAUACCUGACCGACGCUUGUCUUCUGUCAGCGAGCAACUUCUCAGACAUUAGAAUGUGACAGAGGAGAGUUUAGGUUCCAUAAAAAGAAGCCCCUGCUCUGGAAGAAAAAAAAAUGUCUCAAAAGCAGAUGAAGGAAGCGUUUGUCAGUAACCUCAACGGAACCAGUGUGCUGGAAGUGACCCAGGGCUUGUGCUUCCCUGCAUGGUGUAUCCUGUGCAGAGGCCUUCUGAUCAUUCUUUCCCAGCACUUGUGCUCUUUCUCACACACCUGGAGCACACGAUUCUUCUUGGACUUUGUUGUCCUUAUAGUCCCCCUAGUGAUCACUUUGACUAUAUUGUCCUCGUUCAUCCUCCUUGAGAGCCUCACUGUAAUUGCCUGUGUGGUGUGGUUGUUGUAUCAGAUAUACCAGAGGAGGACUUGCUAUGCCAAAGUACCUAUCCAGAAAGUCUUUGCAAACUUCCUGAAACUCAGCCUAGAAUCAGAGUACAAUCCAGCCAUUACCAAUUACCGGGUCAUCAUCAGUGUGUUUACUGCCAUUGCCAUUUUGGCUGUGGAUUUCCCACUUUUCCCUAGAAGAUUUGCCAAAACUGAGCUUUAUGGGACAGGAGCAAUGGAUUUUGGAGUAGGUGGCUUUAUUUUUGGGGCUGCAAUGGUUUGUCCAGAGGGUAGAAGGAAAUAUAUAGAAGGGUCUAGAUUUAAUUAUCUUAGAAGAUCGCUGUAUUCUGUCUGGCCAUUAGUCUUCUUAGGAAUGGGACGGUUAGUCGUUAUAAAAUCCAUAGGAUACCAGGAACAUUUAACUGAGUAUGGAGUUCACUGGAAUUUUUUCUUUACCAUCAUAGUUGUGAGAUUAAUAACAUCACUACUUUUGAUUAUGUUUCCUUUAAAUAAGUCCUGGAUUGUGGCUGUCAGCAUUAUUGUGGUAUACCAGCUAGCCCUUGACUUUACUCCACUUAAGAGGAUAAUUUUGAAUGGCACCGAUGGUAGCGGCACAAGAGUUGGCUUAUUAAAUGCCAACCGAGAGGGAAUAAUUUCUACUUUGGGCUAUGUGACAAUACACAUGGCUGGUGUGCAAACAGGGUUGUGUGUGCUUAAGAACAGAGUAUAUAUCAGAGACUGGAUAAAAGUUACUUGCUGGGUUUUCUCAGCGGCUGUUAGCAUCUUCAUCUCUCUUUCUAUAGUUCAAGUAAAUAUAGAAGCAGUAUCUCGAAGAAUGGCCAAUUUAGCCUUUUGUCUGUGGGUGGUUGCUUCCAGCCUGAUGCUUCUUAGUUGUCUGUUACUGAGUGAUAUAAUUUUGAGUUUUGCCAAAUUUCUAAUUAAAGGGGCUCUAGUACCAUGUUCUUGGAAAAUUAUACAGUUCCCUACUACAAAUAAAAAACAUUCUGAAUCUCUAGUCCUAGAAGCUGAACAGAAAAAACCCAGUCUUUGUUUAAUCAAAGCUCUGAACAGAAACCAGCUUUUUUUCUUCUUAAUGUCAAAUAUAACAACUGGUCUGAUUAACCUGAUGAUGGAUACAUUACAUACUGGUGUUUUGUGGACCUUAGUUGUACUGGGUAUUUAUAUGUUUAUGAACUGUUUACUCGUAUAUGUACUUGAUUUACAAGGUAAAACCAUAAAGUUUUGGUGACGAAUGGGUAGGAAGUAAGUAUUUGAAGAGCCUUGUUUUAGUGGAGAAGAUAAGUGUGGAGGAAUGUAUUCCUAGCAGUCCAGCCUUACCAGUAUUUUGUUAUUAAGCUUCAGUCCCGUAUGACAGACAUCAAACUUUACCUUUUUUAAGGAAGACUCUUGCUGUACCUGUACUGGGGUGUUUAAUACGUUUCAACAUUAUAAAACAAACCAACAAAAGUGCCACAAAGCUUUAAUCCCAUAACGUGGGCGGUAGAGGCGGAUCUAUGUGAGUUUGAAGUCAGCCUGGUCUGCCUGUUAUGUUACAGGAUACCCAGGGCUAUGUAGAGACCCUCAGUGGGGAAAAAAAAUUAAAAACAAGAGAGAAAGUCUUGUGACUUGCCAGACUUAUAAAAUGCCAGCAUUUUAAAGAACUUUUUCACAGGGACGUUGUCUGGAAGUCGCAGUGGUACUCCUACCUCAGCCUGGAGCUGGAAUUCAGGCAUGAGACACAUACCCACGUGUUGAUAAUUUUGAAAUUGGAAAAUGGAGGGUGGCACUGUAUUUGUGAUUGUUUCUGUGAAUAUGUAAUAUGAUCAUAAUGUUUGUGUUAUAUGACAUUACAUUAAGAUAUGAAUUAUCAUUUAAAAGUUUAUGUGUAUGUAUAUUUUUGCCGGCAUGUAUAUGGAUCACAUAUGUGCAGUGCCCACAGAAGUCAGAAGAGGGGUGUUACAAAUGAUUGUGAGCUGCCAUAUGGGUGCUAGGAAUUGAACCUGGGUCAUCUGAAGAACAGCAAGUACUCUUAAUCACCAAGCCAUUUUUUUUCCCCAGCUUCUCUUUUUCCUUUUUUUUUUUUAAAUUGGUAGUCUAAGUUUGUAUUCCUGGCAGACAUUGAACUCAAUAUUUUGGCCAUGUUGGCCUCAAACUCAAAGAGUUCUGCCAUCCUUUGCCUCCUGAGUGCUGGGAUCAAAAGCAUGUGCCACCAUGCCCAGCAAAUUGUGGAUUUUUCUGUAUAUUUUUUUUCUUUGCUUUAGAUGUAUUCAUUUCUUAUUUGUGAUGUGUUUUCCUUCGGGUAUGCAUAUACAUAAUAAGCAUGCAUGGUGCCUAAAAAGGUUAAGAGGGCAUUAGAUCUGAAAACUAGAGUCAUGAAUGGUUGUAAAGGACCGUGUGAGCUGGGUGGUGCACACCUGUGAUUGCAGCAGAGGCAGGUGGAUCUCUGAGUUCGAGGCCAGCCUGGUCUACCGUGAGAGUCCAGGACAAGGCUACACAGAGAAACCCUGUCUUGAAACACAAAAGCACAGUGCAGGUACCUGAGGCCUCUGCAAGAGCAUUUAGUGCUCUUAACUGCUGAUCCAUCCAUCCUGCUCCUUCAGUGCCUUUCUGCUCAUCUCUAUUAAAAGUAUAGGAGUAAGAAGCAAGUGUUUAAAACCAGAUAUAUUUAAAGCCAGGAAACAGUUAAAUGAAAUAAAUGGUUGAAUUGGAUGAUGUGAUUUCUGUAUAUAGUAAUUAAAACAAGUUUUGUUUUGUUUUGUUUUGUUUCAGGUA
Messenger RNA from Meriones unguiculatus (Mongolian gerbil), 3505 nucleotides. RefSeq names its product phosphatidylinositol glycan anchor biosynthesis class W (gene Pigw). Gene Ontology annotation, biological process: GPI anchor biosynthetic process; protein localization to plasma membrane. The transcript is spliced from 2 exons. Lineage: Eukaryota; Metazoa; Chordata; Mammalia; Rodentia; Muridae. The coding region runs from base 471 to 1982 and encodes 503 amino acids. The record is from RefSeq and is a predicted model, not a curated record. Gene Ontology annotation, cellular component: membrane; endoplasmic reticulum. Gene Ontology annotation, molecular function: glucosaminyl-phosphatidylinositol O-acyltransferase activity.